This is a messenger RNA of Umbelopsis ramanniana AG, 1554 nucleotides long. RefSeq lists its product as uncharacterized. The transcript has a single exon. Gene Ontology annotation, cellular component: membrane. Gene Ontology annotation, molecular function: carbohydrate:proton symporter activity. Bases 1 to 1554 code for a protein of 517 amino acids. Gene Ontology annotation, biological process: carbohydrate transport; transmembrane transport. NCBI's taxonomy places the organism in Eukaryota, Fungi, Mucoromycota, Umbelopsidomycetes, Umbelopsidales, Umbelopsidaceae. The record is from RefSeq and is a predicted model, not a curated record.
AUGAUGUUGAAGGAUGCCGCCCCAAGAAUGGACAAAAUGUGGUGGCAUUAUCCACACCUUCGCAAUUUGAAUUUUUUCCUCUUUGGUGCAAUAGUUCUUCAAGCUACCAACGGCUAUGACGGUAGUAUGCUUAAUGGUCUUCAAUCCCUUGCAGUGUGGGAAGACUAUUUCAAUAAACCUACAGGUGCUAGUCUUGGAACAUUGUCAAGUGGAACUACUUUUGGUGGCCUUCUUAUGCUCUUCCCUGCAUCUUACAUCUGCGACAAAUUCGGUAGACGCUGGCCGAUUAUUGCUGGUUCAAUACUCACUAUCAUAGGCGCCAUUAUUCAAGGUGUCGCUCAAAACUUUGGUACCUUUUGGGCAGGUCGAUUCAUCAUUGGAAUGGGCCUUGCACUUGUCAACAACGCCGGUCCUAUGUUACUUGCCGAGACGGCCUAUCCUACGCAAAGACCUGUCCUUACUUCUCUCUAUGAAACAUCUUUUCCAUUUGGUGCCUUGAUUGGUGCCUUGAUUACCUUCGGAUCAUACUAUAUCGAUUCUACAUGGGCUUGGAGAUUACCUAGUCUUCUGCAGUGCUUUCCCGCUUUUAUCCAAAUUGGACUUAUAUACUUUUGCCCUGAGUCCCCAAGAUGGCUUGUGGCACACGGUAAAAUUGAAGAGGCUCGCGCUGUGCUCGUCAAAUACCAUGGUGGAGGUGAUGAAGAUUCCCUGCUGGUACGCCUCGAGUUGGCUGAGAUUCGGGCCGCAUUGCAGUCAGAAAACAUCAAGAAAUCUGGAAAAUGGAUCCAAUGGUUAAAGACAAAAGGAAAUCGUCACCGCCUCGCUAUCAUUCUGUUCAUUCCAGUCAUUACGCAGCUUUCUGGAAACAGAAUUAUUAGUUACUAUUUGCACCUAAUUCUGAACGGGAUCAAUAUUACCACAACCAAGGAUCAACUCGUCAUCAAUGCUACCCUUCUUGCAUCUGAAGUAGUCUCAGCUGUUGCCAUUGCUUCUUAUUGCGAAAUGUUUGGUCGUCGUCGUUUCUUCAUGAUCGGUGUAGUUGGAAUGCUUAUAAGUUUCAUCCCUUGGACUAUUCUAUCGGCCUUUUCUCAAGAAGGCAAUUUCUCUAAUCCCGGCUAUGGCAUAGGCGUUGUCGCUAUGAUCUACAUAUUUAUGAUUCCUUAUCAUGUUGUUGCUCCUUUGGCCAAUCUUUUCUUGACUGAAGUGGCACCUUAUGAACUUCGAUCCAAGGCCUCGGCCUUAUUUCAACUGAUGGGUCAAAUUAUCGGACUUUUCAGCUCCUAUGUAAAUCCUAUUGCCAUGGAUGCCAUCGGUUGGAAAUACUACAUCGUCUACUGCUGCGUUAUUGCAGUUGAGAUUGUUGUCGUCUACUUCUACUUCCCUGAAACUAAGGGUCUCAGUCUUGAGGAAAUUUCUGUAAUUUUUGAAGGAGAAGCGGCUGCUGUUGGGGCUGGUGCUUAUCGCCACGGCGACAUGGAAGAUCCUGCUGCUGAUCAACCUCGGUCAUUGUCCGAUGAAAAACUCGGUAUGGAAGAAAACGUUAAAUCCCCUUAA